Messenger RNA from Plasmodium adleri (nom. inval.), 6783 nucleotides. RefSeq names its product conserved Plasmodium protein, unknown function. Bases 1 to 6783 code for a protein of 2260 amino acids. The record is from RefSeq and is a predicted model, not a curated record. Gene Ontology annotation, biological process: mitotic sister chromatid cohesion. Gene Ontology annotation, cellular component: chromatin; nucleus. NCBI's taxonomy places the organism in Eukaryota, Apicomplexa, Aconoidasida, Haemosporida, Plasmodiidae. The transcript has a single exon. Gene Ontology annotation, molecular function: protein-lysine-acetyltransferase activity.
AUGAGUACUUUGAAAGGUAAUUUAAAAUUAUUAAACUCUAAUAUAAAUGUUCAAGAGAAAAAGAAGAUAUGGCUAGAUACUAUAAAAGACGAUCCCAUAUGUUUAAAAGGUUGUGAUUAUAAAAGUUUAAAAAGUAUAGCUCUUACAUUUUUUAAAGAUAAAAACUUAUACAAUGAAGAAAAUUUGGUUAUAUUAAAUUUCUUUUGUAAAGAAAAACUUGAUGAUUUUCUUUUGAAUGAUGAAAUUAUGGAAUUCUUACAAAAAACAUAUCUGUUGUAUGAAUAUUUUAUAAAAGAAGGAUGUGAUAAAAUUAAUAAAAAACAGUUUAUUGAAAAUAUAUCUGAAUGUUGUAAGAGAAUAUUUUUAAAAAAUAUUAUAAAACAUGAAAAAGAAAUACUAGAUUUCCUUUUAAAAAAUUUAAUGAAUUAUAUUAACAAAUAUUCAUUCUGCUUAAUUUAUCAGUCCUUAUAUAACAUAUAUCAAUAUAAUCAAAAUAAUUAUAACCAAAUAUAUUAUGUAAAACAAAAUCCAACAUUUGAGUUCUUAUUAUGUCUAGAAAAUAAAAAAAUAAAUAAUGAAGUCCUAUUAAUUAAUAAUAAUAAAUUUGCUAUAGAUUCUUUAUUCGUAUUAAAUGAAAAUGAUGAAAAAGGUAUACGAGAAUAUUUUGAGAAAAAUGGAAAUGUCACCAUAUGUGAUGCCUAUAGAGAAAGAGAAAAUACUCAAGAGGAUGAAGGUUAUAAAAAUUAUAACUAUGAAAGUGAUAAAAACAAUGAUAUUGUAGAAUAUGUUAAUGAUAAUAAGAAAGAACAAAGAGGAACGAUUUUAAGAACGAAACAAAGCACAUCUUCUAAUGAUAAAAAUAUAUCAAAAAAUCUUGAAUCAUUAAAUAAAGAAUUUUCUUGUUUCUAUUUGUUUAUAUAUUUUAAAAGUUGCUUUGAAAAUAUAAAUUUUUAUUUAAUAGAAAAAUUCAUAGAAAAUUAUUAUAUUAAUCAUAAUAAUGAAAAUAUUUACAAGGAAUUGUUAUUAUUUCUCUUUUUAAUAUACAAGGAUAAAAUGAAUACAUUAGUAGAUAGAAUAUUAACAGAUAGUAUAAAUUAUUUAAACAAUAAUUAUACGGCUAGUAUUAUAAAUAAUAAUGAUAGUAAUAAUAAUCAUAAUAAUAUUUAUCAUAAAAGUAAUAGUAGUAAUAGAAGCUAUAGCAAAAAUUAUUCACAUAACCAUUUAGAGUCUCAUAAGAAACAGAAAAGAAAUACAAACGAAAAUAUAAAAGAACGUAAUAAAGAAUUAUAUCUUAGUGAUUGUUUAUUUUAUUAUGAACUUUUAAUAAAUAUUAUCAUUUACAAAAAUUUGAAUUAUGAAAAUAAUUAUGAGUACUAUCUAAAUUUUAUAAAAACAUUACAUGAUAAUGAUACUUUCCAAGAAAUGUUUUUGUCAUCAUUCUUUUUUGUUUAUAUAAGUACAAAUGAUGUAAGUAUUAGAAAUGUUUUACUAACAAAUUUUAUUAAAUAUGGGUCCAAAAGGUUUUCUACCUUGUCUAAAUUAUUCACAUCUAUCAAACGUAUUUUUUAUAUAAUAUAUCAUGAUAUAGUAGAUGAAAUGUAUAUAUAUAAUAAUAAAUUGUUUACAAAUAUUCCAGGUCAAUAUAGUAUAAGAAGAAAUGAAAUAUUGGAUACUGAUGAAAAGGAAUUGAAUUAUUUAAAUUUUGUUAAGAACAAUAAUAAUAUAUGUAUAGACAAAUAUAUUUGUUUAUUUUUUAAAGAAGUAUACUAUAUUAUUAGUAGAACUAAUAUGGAAUAUUUUGCCUUAGUUACACAUUUAUAUUUAUAUACAUAUGAUUAUAUUUUUCAAAAAAUUAUAAAUGUUAUAUAUGAAAAUGAAAUGAAUUUAAAUGAUACAUCAUUCGAUAUUUGUAAACAAGUUCUAAAACCUUUUCUAUUUUUAUAUGUAGAUAUAUUUGAUAGUUUUAUAGAAGCAUUAAAAAAAAAUGUAUAUAGUGAAAAAGUUAUGAUUACAUAUUCUUUUAUAAAAAAAUAUCUUUUUAAAAAUAUGUAUGAAAAAUCAUUUUUACAGAAAGAUUUAUUUUACGUUAUCUAUCAUAUAUAUUUUCUUCAGUAUGUUCUUAAGUAUAACUUUUUAAACUUCCUAACAAAUUUUAUAACUACUAAAAGAAAUGUAAGUCAAUAUCUUGAAAACUUUCUUAAAUUGAAGGAGGAACAUAUGAAGGAAAUUGAUGCAACUUUAGAAAAAAAUGGAAAUUAUGAAAAUCAAAAAGAAAUUUUAAACGAAAAAGAAAUUUUAGAUGAAAACGAAAAUUUAAACGAAAAAGAAAUUUUAGAUGUAAACGAAAAUUUAAACGAAAAAGAAGUUUUAGAUGAAAAACAAAAUAAUCAUGAUAUGUUAGAAGACGAUAAAAAGAUAAAGAAACUUAAUAAUGAAAAAGAUGAUAAGGUGGAGAAAGCACAAAGAACAAAAAGAACUGAAAGCAAAUAUGGUGGUAAUAAAAAAGGUUAUUAUAAUGAAGAUGAUAGUAGUGAUGAUGAUAAUAGUGAUGAUGAAGAAUGGGAUGAUUACAAACAUAUCAAGAGUUAUCGAAAUGGAAGAAAUAAAAAACAAGAAAAUAAUAAUAAUAAUAAUAAUAAAAAAAGGAAAAAAGCAAACGAUAAAAAUAAAAAUAAUGUUGAAAAAAUGGAUGUCAUUGAUCUUUCUUGUUCAGACAAGGAAAGUGAAGAAGAACGUUAUAGAAAAAAAAAAAAAGAUUCAAAAAAAGACAUAAAAAGUGAUGAUAAUAAUAAUAAGAAUGACGAUGAAAAUGAUAAUAAAAAUAAUUAUAACAAUAACAUCCAAAAUAAUAAUAUGUAUAAUAAGAACAACAAUAAUAGCUCUUCAUUUUUGAAUAAUGAUGAUCCUGAAUUGUUAUGUGAUAAAAUGUCAGAGGAAGAAGGACAAAAAAAUAAAUGUGUAAAUAAUGUAGUAGAUGCUGAAAAGGAAAGAAUUAUAAGUUUUUUUGAAAAAAAUUACCUUGUAUUAAAAUAUUUUACAUCUUAUACAGAUGAUAUGAUAUUUGGUCAUGACGAAAGUUAUAUUACUAGUUUGGAUGACUAUAUAGAUAUUAAGGAGCACACGAAAUUGAAAAGGAUAAGUAAUAACAUGAAGAACAUGAAUAAAAGUAAUAAUAAUAAUAAUAAUAAUAAUAAUGAAAAUGACAAUCAACAUAAUAACAAUAAUAAUAAUAGUAGUAGUAAUUAUAAUUAUAUAGGUGCAACAUCAGACGAUAAAAGUCGAUUUAUCAGAAAAUUGCACUCGUUUUAUAACAAGAAAAGAAAUGUGGAUAAUACCAUUAACGAAUUAUUUUUAAACAAUAAAGAUAAUGUGUAUAGUAAGAUUUUAAAAAAUAAUUUGUCAAUAAUUAAAGAAUUGAGAAAUUUAAGGAUGGAUAUAUUAUAUCCUAUUUUUAAUGCAAGUUUAGUAUUUUUAUUUGAUGAUUUUUAUUUUUUCAUUAUACAAAAUAUCAAAUUAGUUAUAGAAGAAAAAGAGAAAUUUUAUUAUGAUCAUAAAAUAUUUUUAAACACAUCUCUUAUAUUAUUACACUGCUUAUCAAAAGAUGUGAAAAUAGAAAAGUAUCUUGUAUCCAUUUUUUAUAUUUUAAAAUUAUCGUUUAAUAAAUUAAAAUCUAUAGAAAUUAUAAACGAAGGUAUACACCAGAAUAAAGAUCAAAUAUAUGAUAAGAACACAAAAACGUUUCAAAAUAAUGUUAAAUAUUAUAAUAUAAAAAAAGAUAAAGAUAUAGUAACAUCUUAUGUAGCAUGCCAUAAGAAAAAUAACGAUGACCAUGAAAACAAUAAUAAAAACAUUACCUUAAAUGAAUUAGAAGAAAACAUAAAGUUGUAUCAAAAUGUGUUUUAUAUCUUUCUAAAAUUAUUACAAAAUAUAUCAAAAACAAAUAAUUUAUAUUAUAAUUUUAAAUUCAUAAUAUAUGAUAUACUUUUUUCACCAUACUCAAAUAAAAAAAUUAUUUUUUCUUGUAUGAAAUGUAUAUUAGAUAGAUCCAAGUUGGAUGAAAUAUAUAAUUACUGUCUAAAUGUGUUAGAUAAAAUAAAAAUGGAUGAAAAUAUUAUAGAAGAGUUGUUAAAUGUAGAAGAUAAUAUAUCACAUAAUAAUAAUAAUAUGGUUAGCUAUGAAUAUAAUAAAUACAAUAGUGAUUUAGAUCAAGAAAAUGAUAUCAAUCAAAAUAACAAAGGAUAUGUUAAAAACAAUAUUAAUUAUAAUAUACAACAUAAUAAUUCAAAUAAUUUUAAUAAUGAUGAACAUUUCAAACAUAUAUCAUUAAAAAAUAUUAAUGAGACAUAUAUAAAAGAGAAUAAUUAUUUACCCUUAAUUUUGUACAAUAAAAAUAAUAUAGGAAAUUCUUUUUUUUUUAAUGAUAUUGAGAAAAAUAGUAAAAGUCGUGAAAUUUCUUCCUUAUAUAUUAACAUUUUAAUAUUAUAUUAUAUUAUAACACAAAAAGAGAAAACUAAUAAGAAGACAACAUAUUGUGACAAUUAUUUAAAAUUUGAUAUAGAUAAUUGUAGUAUGAUUAUAAAUAAAUUAAUUUGUCUUUUACAUACAAAUAAUGAUUUUAAUUCUUCUUAUUAUAAAUAUAUAAAAUAUUUGAGCUUUAAAACAUUUAAAAAAAUAUACAGUUAUUUGUCUAUAAAAGAAGCAGAUAUAUAUACAGGACAUAUAAAAAAUAAAAGCACAGAAGAUAUAAUAAAUGAAGAUAAAAAGUUAAACGAUAUAAAAGUAUUAAAACUUGAAAUAUUAGAAUACUUUUAUAUUAUAUCAAAUAAAGAAAUUAAAGAAUAUAUCAUGAAAAAUAAAAAAUCAAAUAAUACUAAACAAAACAACUUAUCAACCUAUUCAGAUGAAUAUAGAUUUUUCUUUUCGAAUAAUUUAAAUUGUAAUAAUAUUAUAUUAAAAAAUGACAACUUUUAUUUUAUGAUAAAUUCUUUAUUAUUCAUUUUCAACAUGAAAUAUGAUAAAGCUACCUUUUAUAAAUUAAUAACAAUUAUACUGAUGGAAAAAAAUGAAUAUAAAAAUUAUGUUCUAGAAAAAAUUAUUCCAUCUAUAAAAAAGUUUUUUAAAUUAAGUUAUAUAAUAAACAAUGUUAAAAGAGAAAAUAAAAAACAGAAUUUAAAAUUGAGUAAUGAUAUAAUGAAUCAUUCAGUAUUAUUAUAUAUUAUUAGAACUAUUAUUAUUCUCUUCUUAUUAAUUGACUAUAAUCAUAUAAAUAAACAUAAUAUCAUAAUUAAUGAGAAUUAUAUAAGUUAUCAUAUGUUUAUUAAUGAUUAUAUCAAAAAGAAAUCUCUCAAAUAUUAUUAUACACAAUUAAAUUUUUUAUUAUUCAGAAUAUUUUAUAAUGAAAAAAAUUUAUCAUAUUUCUUUAAAAUGUUUUUUACUACCUUAUAUAUUAUAUCUUUCAAAAAAAAAGGUAAUGAAAAUAUGAUGUUCUUCUUUGAAAAAAUAUUCCACCUUAAUAUAUUAGAUGAAAACGUAUAUUCUUCAACAAAUAAAAGAAAUAAGUUAUUAAAAAACACCAUGAAUGUUCAGGAGAAUCAUCAAAUUGUAGAAGACAUGAAAAAGUUUAAAGAAGAAAAUGAGGAAGAUAAUAAUAAUCCAAAUUUUGUUCAUUCUGAGGAAGAAAAACAAAAUUAUAACAAGAAAAAUAAAAACAGUGUUGAAAAUAGUGGAAAAAAUAUAGUAGGUACACAUAAACAAAGAAAGAAUAAAUCAGUAAAUAAAUCAGAGAAAAAUACAAAAUAUAACAAGGGAUAUAACACAGAUGAUAAUAGUACAGAAAAUGAUACAAAUGAUAAUAAUAACACAGAAAAUGAUACAAAUGAUAAUAACACAGAAAAUGAUACAAAUGAUAAUAACACCGAAAAUAAUACAGACUCUAAUACAGAGGACCAUUCACAAGAUAGUCAUUCACUCUAUAGUAGUGAUGAAGAAGUUAGAAAAAAUUAUCGUGAAAUUUUAAGAAGUCAUAAAAAAAAUGAUGGUGGCCUAAAUAAAAAAUGUAUUAAAUAUAAAAGCACUGUUAGAAGUAAUGGGUCAACCACUUCAUCGUCCAACGAUUCGGAUGAUACAUUUAGAAUAAGAAUAAAUAAAAAAAGAAAAAACAAAAACACACAUAAUAAAAAAAAGAAACAACAAAAAAAUGAAAAAAGAAAUUCUUCAUCAUUAGAUGAUAAUCUUAUCACAUAUGUCGAACAAAAGUCGCAACGUACAAAUAGUUCAAAUGAAAUGAAAUAUACACAAACAAAAAAGUCAGGUAAGAAAGAAUAUAUAUUAAAUCAACAACAGAUGAAACCAUUUACAGAUAAUAUAAUGGAAAAAAUGGAAAAAGAGAUGAAUAUUGAAAAUUUUCAAUUUAAUGGUUCCUUAUCUGUCAAAAUAUUAAAUCAUCUAAUAUUCUUAUGUAAAGGUUUCCAUGAAGAUUUGGAAUUAAAAAUAUAUAAUGGUAUAAAAUCAUGUUUAAAAGAUAAUGAAAUGGAUAAAGAAAAAUUAAAACAUCUAUUAGAACAAAAUAUUAAAGAAGAUCAACAUAUACAUAGUCAUGGAUCAUCCAUAAAAUAUAAAAAAAAAUUAGAACUCUUAAAAAUGAUUGACACCAAAAUUAUAUUUCUUACAUAUAUAAAAGAUAAUUUAGAAAAAAGAAAAUCUCUUGUAUCUAGAAUGAGUGAAUUAAAUUUAAACAUUUUUAAAAAUAAAUCCAUGUUUCAUAUUGAUAUCGAUUUUAUUUAA